AUGGACAAAGUUAAUCGACCAGCUCGCCUCAGGGGAAUGUGUACGAGAGGUGGUACUGAAGAAGUUUUGGCACCGGAAAGAUACCUCGAACGCGGUACCGCCGUGCUCCUCGCUAACCAAAUUUCCCUCACCUUGAAUCCACGCAGAGACAUUUUAUAUCCCGACUGGCACGCACGCUACUGGUCUGAAUACAAUUUCUUCACUAAGAAAGUACAUGAGAUGGACCAGUUAAAAAUGCUUCUGCCUGGGAUUACUGGAUGUAUAGCCGAAGUUCAUGCAUCUGUCAAAACAGGAACAUUGGUUAUAAAAUUCCAGGAUUCAAUGGCCGAUUGGGAUCCCGAUACGGAUCCUGGGCGUCUGCAUAAUAGUGAACUCAUUUACCAAACCUGGCGGGAUGUAUGUACUCUACAUUUGAUCACUCACCCGGGCGAUUUCUGUCUUAAAAAGUUGAAGUAUGUUAUCAUUGAUAAUAUCAUCAAUCAGGGGACUAUUUGGACGAUCCAGGAUGUGAUUAUAGCCGAAGGUGGUUCGUCAGUGUCGAUGCGUGCGGGCAACAAGCAGAGGAUUACUUUCGAAAGGGGUGCCAACGACACAUGUAGUGAUUGGUUCAAGAUGUUAAUGGGAACCGCGAACGCAAGGCCUGUGGCCAGAAUGUGUGCGGAUCAUGCGCAGACUUUGGGCAAACAGGUAAGGAAGAUUUAUGCCUGGUAUAAUUGUCCGGACCUAAUGAUUGGGGCGUUAGCUUUUGAAUUAGAGGAUGUGGCACCUCUGCCCAUCCAACCCAAUCUUCCCUUCAGAAAACAGAGCAGGAAGGAUAAAUUGAAGGCAUUCGGUAAGUCAGUUAUGGGUUCAAUCAAGAAAGCAUUCAAGGAAUGA
This is a messenger RNA of Sclerotinia sclerotiorum 1980 UF-70, 876 nucleotides long. RefSeq lists its product with no specific name. Lineage: Eukaryota; Fungi; Ascomycota; Leotiomycetes; Helotiales; Sclerotiniaceae. The record is from RefSeq and is a predicted model, not a curated record. The transcript has 2 exons. Bases 1 to 876 code for a protein of 291 amino acids.